This is a messenger RNA of Malania oleifera, 2870 nucleotides long. RefSeq lists its product as uncharacterized. The coding region runs from base 196 to 2634 and encodes 812 amino acids. The transcript is spliced from 18 exons. The record is from RefSeq and is a predicted model, not a curated record. Lineage: Eukaryota; Viridiplantae; Streptophyta; Magnoliopsida; Santalales; Ximeniaceae.
GCUUUUUUCGCCAAGCCAUCUUGGAGGAUCGAGCGUCGCCUUCCUCAAUCCUUUUCCUUUUUGCUCUGUCUCUUUCACUGUGCUCGAUCGAUUAAGGGAGUCUCUGUAUCUCGAUAAAAGCAUUGUUCCAACAGAUGAUUCUUCUCGAACUCAACCAGAACUUCAGUCGAUUAAUCAGGGAUAAUUGUAUUCUUCAUGAUGUUGCAAUGGAUGGGAGGAUCAAGGCGGAAAGUGACUACUUCAAGAAAGUCAACGCAAAAGAGACAAAAGCAAUAUUUUGAACAAAAAAAGCGGCAACAGCAACAACUGUUGACAACUGGGAUGGAGAGCUAUGCUGAUCGAAUGAACACAUCCAACCAACAUCACAAAAAACAGAGAUCGCUGGAUAUUCUUAGCUUGCUGAAUCUGUCAACAGUUGCAAAAGAAUGUGAGUCCAGUUGCCCAAAUCUGGAUGUGAACAGUUGCAUCACGAAGGGUUCACCGACAAUAAUUAUCAGCAAGGUUACUGCUGUGGGCUCUGCUGACUUUGGGGAAGCAAGAGCUCCAGCUGACCACAUAGAGAAGUUGUCCCCAAAGAAGGUUCCAUUUUGUGCACCAGAUGGUCCUAACAAUGCUUCCAUUGGAAACAGCGAUAAACCUGAUUGUUGGAAGAUUGCUGGUGAACACCAGCUAUCUGUCAUUGAUCUGCUUGAUGAUGAUGGGUCCAAUAGUGAAUUAGGAGGAAGUCCAACAUGUGAACCUCAUGCUGCAUUUACAGUCGAAGGUUUAGGUAAAGUUGGAACCGAGACGCCAGUUAAUUCACCGCCACAACAAGUCAGUGUGAUGGAUCAAAUGCAGGAUGCAAUAAUGCAAGAUAUCAGUAUGCUCCCUAGUGGCAGCUCUUUGGAAUCACCUUCAUACUCAAGGUGCAAUCUAAAACAAAAAGUAUCUGCGGUUGAAGACUUGGUGCAACUUGAUGGCAGUGGUAAUAAGAUCAGGAGCUCUUUUGAUGAUGAAAUCUUCUUCAGUACUGAAGACAAAAGUGAAAAUAUAUGGGAUGGUAGGUCUAGCUUCCUAGAUGAUAAUUUUCUUGAGGAGAUGGAAUAUGAUAAUUCUUGGAACUGUCCGCAUCGAAUGGAUGAUGACUCUGCUGAAUUUUUGGAAUUUGAGACGUCGGAUUUUGUUUUUGAAGAUUCCUAUCGACUGAAACCACGCAGGGGUGCUACAAACCUGAAAUGCAGUUUCAAUAUCUUAGAUUCACCUGUUCCUCAUCCCAAGCAUCAAAGAUCAAAAAUCAUCAAUAAUUUCACUGCUUCCGAUGGGGCAAGGUACCCCACAGAAGAAAGAUGUAGUGAUUUUGGAGGCAUAGCCAACCAUCCAGCUUGGUCAAAAUUUAUGGUAGAAGACACCAGGGAUAGUUUAAGCUUGGUCAGUGAGGAGUCAUGCUCGUCCAGUGCAGUGAGGGGCGAGGCAACUACUGAUUUACCGAAAAAUUCAAUUGCUGGAGAGAGUAUCGGAAGACAUAUCAAUGAUUUUGGCAGUGGAGGACACAAGCAUGAUGUAAAACAUUUAUAUGACGAGGAAACAAGGUACAGUAAGAAGGAUGUAAUUCGAGAGCAGGAGAAUGUAAAUGGAUCAAAAAAAUAUUCUCAGAUAUCAAAUCUGACAAGGUCAAAAUUACCGUGUGGCUCGAACUUUAAUUUCUGGAAAAAAUCAGAGAAUGAAAGUUGGUUUUAUGAGAAUGCAUCUCUUGACAGAAAUUCAGGCAUCAAUUCUUUUGGCCGAACCUCAGAGAGGGUAUCCUCAGGUUGGACUGAUACCUUUGGUGCAUUCCCCAUUCCUGAAUUACAUAAUAGUGCCAAAUUGCCUUCUGAUAGAUAUAAAGAUAGUAGUACUAUUGAAUCCUCUCCAUCUGGGCACCUUUCCUCCAGAGAACGAUCAUUCCACCAACCCUUUGGUCAUCUGCACUCUCAUAAUUCUCCUAUUUUCUCAAACAUUGGGUUGGGGCUGGGAAAGCCAGAUUUAUCAUCAGGUUCUAAGAUGGCAGGCAUAGCUCCGGAGUCAUCCCUGUCUGCAGAUCCUCGUGAAGAUGCAGAGUUCCCUAAUGUAAUUGUGCAGGAAAGUCGUAGCAGUGAAAAUAGGAAGAGUAAAUCAAAUAUCCCGCCAACCAACUGCCAGAAGUUUGAAUUGGAGAAUGAAGCUUUCAUGGAGCACGCCAAUGUGAUUUUUGAAAAUGCAAAGCCAGUGGAUGCUUGUGAAAUAAUGGACAUCGGUGGCGAAUGUGAGAAAGCAAGAGAGAAAACUCCGGAACAGAUAGAAAGUCCACCGGUAAUGGGGAACCCCAAAGUAGCGCAAUUUUCUGAACGUACAGAGGAGACAUCAUCUUCAUCACUGAAGGUUCAUGACACAUUUUGCACGAGUGUUGAUGAAAAGAAGUAUCAUCAUGAUUCUCAAAUUUUGGUUCCAUUUCAAGAUGGGAUUAAAGAGAGAGGAGAUCCUGGGCCUGGAAACGGAACAAUAGUAGUCAAGGGGCAAAAGAAAUGCAGCGACUCAAGUCACCAAGUGAUGAUGCUUGAAAGCUAUGUUCUUCAACUUCUUUGUGUGCAGAAGGUAUUGAAGGAGGCAUCUGCACAGGACACCUUGAAGGAAGUAUGACUGCCCUUCCUCAAAUUUAAAAGCAUUUUAAUUCUCUGAAACUCGCCCAUCAAGACCUGAGAACACGAUUAUAUUGUUGGCUGUUGGAGCUGGCGGCAAAAUUGGCUUGUAAUUUCAGUUGUUUCGAACUUCUUAAAGCAACCAAAGGGUUCGAAUAGCAUACAAACACAUGAGAUAACAUGAAGGGUCCUGCCCCCUCUUAAUGAAAAAGCUUACAGAUUUACUCUGAACAUAAA